CUCCGCUCCCCUGCCGCCGCUCCGGCCCGGGCCGCCCGGAGGAGCCGCGCCGGGGGCAGCAGAGCCGGCCGCAGCCUGGAUGGGCAGCCGCGCCCAGCCGCUCCCCGCGCCCGCCAGGUACUCACUUUUACUUGUUGAAACAAAAUAUUUCUGGAAGUACCAUCUCUGGAAGCGACAAUAUCCAGAAAUGACAUUUCAAUACCAACUUAUUAUCAAUACCAGAGUACUUGUUGACAUGCUGUGGCAGAGUAGGAAGAGCUUCUGGAACUGGUGAAGGGUUUAAGGAGGAACUUUUAUUUCUUCAGGUUCAAUGUAGUCUUUUGGGUUAGUACCGUGGAAGCUGGAAACAGAACUACUGUGCUCACAAUGGUUUAUGGUGAAUUUUUCCAUAGACCUGGGAAAGAUGAGGAACUUAUUAACCUGAAUGUGGGCGGCUUUAAGCAAUCAGUUGAUCAAAGUACUUUGCUCCGAUUUCCCCAUACCAGACUUGGGAAACUGCUCAAGUGCCAUUCUGAAGAGGCUAUACUGGAACUGUGCGAUGACUACAGUGAUGCAGACAAGGAAUAUUACUUUGAUAGAAACCCUUCCUUAUUUAGAUAUGUUUUGAAUUUUUACUAUACAGGUAAACUUCAUGUGAUGGAAGAACUUUGUAUCUUUUCCUUUUGCCAGGAAAUAGAAUAUUGGGGGAUAAACGAGCUAUUUAUUGAUUCCUGCUGCAGCAAUAGGUACCAAGAAAGGAAGGAAGAAGGUCCAGAUAAGGAAUGGGAUCAGAAAAGCAAUGACAGAAGUAUAGACUCUUCCAAUGAAGAAUCAUCCAUAUUAGAAAAAGAACUUGAAAAGUUUGAUAACCUGUGUUUUGGUGAAAUACGAAAGAAAAUAUGGGUCAGAAUGGAAAAUCCUGCGUACUCCUUAUCUGCCAAGUUAAUUGCAAUUUCCUCUCUGAGCGUAGUCCUAGCAUCAAUUAUAGCCAUGUGCAUCCAUAGCAUGCCAGAGUUCCAAAGACUAGAUGCCAAUGAAAGAGAGAUUGAAGACCCAGUUCUGGAAGCAGUGGAGAUUGUAUGUAUCAUCUGGUUCACGGGUGAGUUAGUGAUAAGACUUAUUGUGGCUCCAAGUCAAAAGAAAUUCUGGAAAAAUCCACUGAACAUAAUUGAUUUUGUCUCUAUUAUUCCAUUUUAUGCCACGUUGGCAGUGGACACAAAGGAAGAAGAAAGUGAAGAUAUUGAGAACAUGGGGAAAGUGGUUCAAAUCUUACGGCUAAUGAGGAUAUUUCGCAUCCUGAAACUGGCAAGGCACUCUGUAGGACUGCGGUCUUUAGGUGCCACUUUGAGACACAGUUACCAUGAAGUUGGACUUCUGCUUUUAUUCCUGUCUGUUGGGAUUUCUAUUUUUUCAGUUCUUGUCUACUCUGUGGAAAAAGACGAUGAAGAAUCAGAAUUGCACAGCAUACCAGUGUGCUGGUGGUGGGCUACUAUCAGCAUGACCACUGUUGGCUAUGGGGACACUUUCCCAGUCACCCUACUUGGAAAACUUCUUGGCAGUGUCUGCAUUAUUUGUGGAAUAUUAGUAGUGGCUCUGCCAAUCACCAUAAUUUUCAAUAAGUUCUCCAAAUAUUAUCAGAAACAAAAGGAUAUUGAUGUAGACCAAUGCAACAAUGAUCGUAAAGAGAAAUGUAAUGAGCUACCUUAUUUUAACAUUAGGGAUAUAUAUGCAAAAAAGAUGCACUCCUUCAUUUCUAGCCUUUCUUCAGUAGGAAUUGUAGUCAACGAUCAAGAUUCAACAGACGCCUCCAGCAUCCAAGAUAUUGAGGAUGUUUAUAACGCAACAGCUUUAGAGAAUGGUACAGGAAAAUGAGUUGAAUCACUUUCUCUUCCUGUUAUUUCUGUUUUCUAAUAGUUGGUUAAUGUGGAUUUAUAAACUUCAGUGAAUUUGUGAAGAGCAGUUAAUUCUCAGGGUACUUAAAUCUCAGCCAUAUUUGGACAUUCUUUGCUCUGAAGUUGUCACACAAGCUUCUUUGUUUAGAUGAGGCUCUAAAAUAUGCCUUGUGUGGUAUUUUAGAUUUUACAUGGCUAGUAUUAUGCAUUUUGGGAGGAAGGGGUGGGCAGCAGGCAGUUGAUGUUGAAUUCAACAUUUGUUCCUGCAUCAGAAUAGAUUUCUGUAAUUAACUGCUGUUCAGGUAACUGUAUGUUACCAACCUGAAAGAAAUAGGGCACAGAUAAGUGAAGUUUCUACAUGCAAGUAUAUUUGCAUUAAAAAAAAAGCCAUUAAAAACAUGUGAAGUAUGUUUACUAUGUAUACAUGGGAGUAGGAAGGUAAUUUCCUAAUUCAGGAUGAUGAAUGUAUUGGUAUGUCAUGUUGUUGCUCCAUGGUAGCAUAAUAUUUAUGAAUUUCCUUUGAACGUCACAGCAUAUUUUAGAUUUAUAAGGGAAAUCAAUCAAGUUUUUGCCAGGGUUUUCCAUUGCCCCGAAUCUAGCGUACUCAGUUGCAUCCAUAUUGAAUGUGUACAAACACUGUGUGAAGGAUCUGUACUGCACUUCUAAUAGCUUGCCUUAUAACCUACACCCAGCACUGAACUGAUACCCCAGGAGAGGCUUGGGGAUAUAAUGUGCCUUUUAAGCCACCUGUGCUAUUAUGAUCCUGGGCUGUUCAGAAGCUGGGGAGGUAUCCAGCAUAGCAUAGACAGCUCUGGAAGCCUACAUUGGUGCCUUGCUGUCCAAAGCGCUGCCCUAAAUUAUUGUCAUGUUAUGAGCUGCCAUCCUGCUCCGGUAUGCCCUCUCCCACCCAGCAACAAAGCUUGUGAGAAGGCUAUGCUAGUGGUAGCCUUGUGGCAGUAUUUCACUGUGCUUGGGGCAAUCUUGCCCCAGUGGAAUACAGGAUUGCAUGAAACUUCAGUUUAUUAGCCUGACAUUAAGGAAUUACAGUGGAAGUUAAAUCAGGGCCCUAUUGAAGUCAAUGGGACUUUUUCCAUUAAUUUAAAUGGGAUCAUUAUUUCACCCUAUGGAUCUGUUUUGGUGGUAUUUUCACUUGGCUUCCCUUGCCUGUAAGUGACUUAAUUAGAUGUGGGGUUGUGGGAAACCAAGUCCACUGGCUUUGCUUUUUGGCUAAAAAAAAGCUCACGUUUCUUGUUUCUGCACCAAACCUUGAAGCCUUUGUUCAGUCUUUCACUCAGGCAGAUGUUUGCUGAAGUCAGUAGUCCCUGAGGACUGAACAAAAAAAGGAAGGCUUGAUCAUCUUCAGAUUCUGCAAAGUUGGCUGGAGACGGUCUACUUUAUUUGAACUGGUUUAGUUCAAAUCUAUAUCAGGAUUUGUGAAGUAGGAGAUGAAAGCCAGCCAGGUGGAGAGCCAAAAUGAGCUACUUUAUUUGUUGCUGGUACACAGAUUUCUUGAACAUUGCCCUUCCCUAAAAUAGUGAACCAGAUGGGGCAGCAGAGUAGAUCAACUACUGUAACCAGAGAGGAGGAUUCCCUAAUAUUUUGAACCCUUUGCAUUAAGGCCUGAUUACUCAUGCUAAUUGUGUGGAAUUUGGAGAGAAUCCUUUCAACUGUGUAUGGACUUUACAGGCUUUGGAUCUUUCUUUAGGUAGUGCCAUACACGUACACAAUACUUCACAAAUAAUUAAGAAGACUAAUUCUUCUCUUGGUGGCCAGAGGAUUACCAAAACAGAACUUGGUCCUAAUUACCAUUCUUAUCAGGCAAUUAGUGUUACAACGAUGCUAUGUUGUAAAGUACUAUAUUCAUACAUAGAUGCAUGCACACACUUAAUAGAAGCCAUUCAGUAUAACCUGACAGGAUAGAAAUUGCUCAGUGCCCAAAGAAGUCCUCUUUGUAACCUUCAUAUGAAGGCUUAUUGCAUUGCAGGCGAAGGAACUAGAUUUAAAGUAGUGGAAAAUGUCAUGCAGCAAACUCAAGUGCUAUUAGAACCUUUCCUCGGUGAACUAUAAGAAAUACGUGAUAGAUAGUUGGAAAAAAGUAGUUGAAAACAGUGCUCUUUGUUCUAUGUAUAAAGCACUAUACAAGUACUACAGCUAUUAUGGC
Molecule: messenger RNA, 4032 nt
Organism: Alligator mississippiensis (American alligator)
Lineage: Eukaryota; Metazoa; Chordata; Crocodylia; Alligatoridae
Gene: KCNS3
Product: potassium voltage-gated channel modifier subfamily S member 3
Exons: 3
Coding region: 367-1851 (494 amino acids)
Biological process (GO): protein homooligomerization; potassium ion transmembrane transport
Cellular component (GO): voltage-gated potassium channel complex; membrane
Molecular function (GO): protein binding; voltage-gated potassium channel activity
Source: RefSeq, a predicted model, not a curated record